AUGGGGCGAGAGCCUGAUGGGCCGGGCUCUCGCGUCGUCGGUGCCAUAGCACUCGUGCUGAGGGAAUGGAUGGGCCGACGACGCUUCGGACCUCUCACAUAUAGGCUGGGGCAGGUGCUCACCGGGCAUGGUUGCUUUGGUGAGCAUCUGCACCGAAUUGGACGGGAACCCACCGCAACGUGCCACCACUGCGGGGCUCCAGUGGACUCGGCGGAUCACACCCUAUUGGAGUGUCCAACAUGGGACGCUGACCGUCGGGUUCUGCUGGAAGCCCUGGGACUCAACCAAGCUGACUUCUCCCUGGAGAGCAUGGUGCGUGCCAUGCUCGAAGGGGAGGAGCCCUGGGCGGCCACGCUCUCCUUCUGCGAAUCAGUUAUGUCGCGGAAUGAGAGCGACGAGAGAAGGAGGGAGGCGGACCCGAACGCCGCCCCCUGCCGCAAAAAGAGGCCGGGGAGACGGGCUCGGGCAUACGCCCGAGUCCCGUAA
Solenopsis invicta (red fire ant) is the source of this 486-nucleotide messenger RNA. RefSeq lists its product as uncharacterized. The record is from RefSeq and is a predicted model, not a curated record. NCBI's taxonomy places the organism in Eukaryota, Metazoa, Arthropoda, Insecta, Hymenoptera, Formicidae. The transcript has a single exon. Bases 1 to 486 code for a protein of 161 amino acids.